AUGCCUCCAAAUCGAAUCGACCUUUUCCAGGGAUGGCCCUCCCCCGAGACCCUCCCCAUCGGCCACCUGAAGCAGGCCGCAACGGACGCGCUCUCUAACAAGGCCAUCUCAGCAGACGGGCUUGGUUAUGGGCCUGACGAAGGCCAUAUGCCACUCCGCCAGAACAUUGCGCGCUGGCUGUCCGGCUUCUAUGCUCCGUCGCAGCCGAUCCCAGCCGACCGUAUCUGCAUCACUGGCGGUGCGAGCCAGAACCUUGCGUGUAUAUUGCAGGUGUUCACGGAUCCUGUCUUCACACAGGCAGUUUGGCUCGUCGAACCUGCGUAUCAUCUUGUCUUCCGGGUUUUCGAGGAUGCCGGGUUCCAUGGGCGGCUGCGAGGUAUUCCGGAGGAUGAGGCGGGUAUGGACGUUGGAAUCCUAGAAGAGGCGUUGGAGGCUGUCGAUAAAAGCGAUGGUGGGAACCGUCAAACCGGUCAUCCAACCAAGCUUCCCAGACCAUACCGCAAGAUAUACAAGCAUGUCAUCUACUGUGUUCCGACCUUUUCGAACCCCUCGGGCAUUACCAUGUCUCGUGAGCGGCGCGAGGCUCUGGUUCGACUAGCUCGGAAACACGACGCGCUUAUUGUCAGUGACGACGUGUACGACUUUCUGCACUGGAACUCGAGUUCCAAUCAUCCACCAGAGAAUCGCCUGCCACGUCUCGUGGACAUUGAUCGUGUUCUCGACACUGACCCACAAGACCGGUUCGGGCACGUCGUCAGCAACGGAUCGUUUAGUAAACUGAUCGGACCGGGGUGUCGAGUCGGGUGGGCCGAAGGGACUGAGGGCCUAGUCUACGGGCUUUCCCAGGCUGGCUCAACCCGCUCGGGCGGCGCCCCGUCACAGUUGAUGUCCACCAUCGUCAACGAGCUCUUUCACGCUGACUUUCUGCCUCGCUAUAUCACCGAUACCCUCAUUCCAGAGGGUCGUCGAAGAUAUACCGCCAUAGCGAGUGCAUUACAGAGCCGCCUUGGGCCACUGGGUGUAACAUUUACCCCGGAUCCGGGACAUGGGCAUCACGCAUGGACGGGCGGGUAUUAUAUCUGGCUGAGACUUCCUGCAUCACUGGGCGCUUCCCAAGUGAGUCGGGAGGCCCUUAGACGACAGAAUCUUGUUCUAGGGAACGGGGAGCUGUUUGCUGUUCCUGGAGGCAGUUGGCCUGUCAAUAAUAACCUGCAUCAAAGACUGCGGUUAUGCUUUAUGUGGGAGAAUGAAAGGCAGUUGCUGCAAGGCGUGGAGCGACUAGAGAUUGUGCUGCGUGAAUUACUCAAGGAGCUGUAA
Messenger RNA from Penicillium alfredii, 1317 nucleotides. RefSeq names its product aminotransferase-like domain-containing protein. The coding region runs from base 1 to 1317 and encodes 438 amino acids. NCBI's taxonomy places the organism in Eukaryota, Fungi, Ascomycota, Eurotiomycetes, Eurotiales, Aspergillaceae. The record is from RefSeq and is a predicted model, not a curated record. Gene Ontology annotation, biological process: biosynthetic process. The transcript has 3 exons. Gene Ontology annotation, molecular function: pyridoxal phosphate binding; L-2-aminoadipate:2-oxoglutarate transaminase activity.